AGAAGAGCUUAGCCGUCAUCUGUUCGGUUUAGACACGAGAAUUAAAACAUACCGGUUGCACACCAUGAGCGCUUUUAUUUUUUUUAUUUAGUUUGCACGUAUUUUUUUGCUUUUCAGAUAUUACUGAGCACAUACAACAGGAGGGAGUUAGGUCAUGUACUCUUUUCAGAAAGGGAUUGGAACUCCCAGAAGUCAAGCAGGGUCAGAGCAAGAUCAUGACAAACAGAAGUUAUCUGGGACGGUUAUGUCUUUACCUCUGCCUGCCAAUCUACCUGCUUCUCUGACACCUGUUGAUAUGGACCAGCUGAGGGCUAGACUUAUCUCAGUGCCUGGCCGUCCCAGGCCGAACCAAGAUGUUCUGGUGUUCCCGCACAGGACCAAAGCUCUGGAGAGGCAAUGGGCGGCACAGAGACCAGCACAAGUUGAGAUGUUGCCUACUCUAAAGAGACGCAAUGAAUCCAAGACACCAGAGAAAACCCAGAACUUCAUCUUCAGCCCUAAGAUGCCAUUUUCCUCACGUGGCACCCAGUCCAUAGACCCCACCUCGGAAAGAGGACCCUCAACGCUGCAGCUUCCCAGAAUUCCCGACCAUGCCAGACAGGUGCAGUUGACUCAGGGCACAUACAGUGUCCCAUCCCCUCCUAAACAAACAAAGAUCUCAUCCAGAAGUCGGCCCGGUACAGUGUCAUCUCUGAGCAUCACCCCCUCUCCAACGCUGUCCCCCUCCAUGCUGUUCAACUCUGCAGAGGACGUGAUCCGUGCCAAGAUGUGCAGCCCGCCCGACAUCAUUCAGACCAUCCGGAAUAACCCUCAUUUGAGAUUCCUCUACAUGAUGUCAGCGGUGCCUAAAUCAUCCAUUAAAUACGACCCAUACAAACUUAAAAUUGUAACAUAUGACAAUAUCAACAAGUCCCACUACUACACGAUCAGCUCACAUGCGGUAAUGCACUAUUGUGGAGCAGAGGUUGAUAUUUUGCCCUUAGAGCGUUGGGAGCAGGAAUACAGAUAUCACCAGCGGCUUCUGCGGAUCCCGCUGUUCACCCUCUUCCGCAAGUGGAAGGCUUUCCGUGUGUGGCGUGCCAACGUGCGCUCCAAAAACAUCAGCAAAUGCAGGCGUUCCCUGCAAGAGAAUCUCUUCAUUCUCAAUGAGUCUCUGAGACCAGCACUGAUUGACAUCAAGGAGAUGUGCUAUCACAUCAGUGACAUGCCUCUGUGCCGACUGGAGAAAGACCACACAUACACACUCAAAGAAUUUCAGAGUGCCCAAUCCAAACAACUGGAGGAGGUGUCCUCUCGUCUUGAUAAGUUCAGGGAGCUGGUAAUGGAAGUGGCUAGAAGUUCCUGUCAAAAUGCUUUGAAAGAGUCUGGACACACACCGGACUAUGGAGACAUGGAAACUGAUGGUAAUGAUGCAUUACCGUCACCUGGUUUUGGAUUAUACUUUGAGGACGCACCUGAGAAGAUGACUUACACUCAGCAAGCCAACAAACGAUACCAUUGCAAACGCCUUACCAGUUUCAUCAGGCUGGCCGAUUAUCUGAUCGUGAACACAACACACAUGCUUGUGGUCAAUUCGGUCAGUAAGCUGCUGAGUGUGUUUCAGGAGCACAUCACACACACACCUCCACACGCUCUCAUCCAGAGCUGGACAGGGAGUGAUCUUGAUGUAAAGGACACUGCAGAGAAGAAUGUGGAUGCUCCUCAUCAGGCGAUGUUCAUAACUGAGCUAAUGCUGGACACACACUCUUUAUCAUACCAGCCAUCUGUUGAUGACUUUCAGGAGUGUAUUGGAGAAAUUACUGGCCAUUUUCAAGAAACCGUUUUAUCUCUGGAUACCCUGAUGCAAGACACCUACUUUGAUGCUUUCACUCAACCCAUUAUCAACAAAAAGGUAGAGAAGAAGACAUGUGGGGAUGGCCCCAGUCUUGAGGAAAUCCUGGAGGAUGACAAUAAUCUGCAAAACAUCAUUCUCGACAUUAAGCAAUCUAUCCAGGUUGCAUUCGAUGCUGCAAGUAUGUUUGCUCAUACAUUUGAGCCAUUCAGACUGUUUUACAAAGAGAAUGAAGACCUGGACAUGGAAGUUCUCAAAAAGCAGGACCACGAUGUUGCAUUUUUUGAAAGCAGUCUGGAGAAAUAUCACAGAGAACAUAAAGAAGCUUUAGCCAUUAAACAGAAAAGACCGCUGGGAAUUCUGAUGGUGGAUACUACACAACUCAAGAAAAAACUAAUACCAUCUCCACUGCGCUGCCUAGAGGUCAUCAAUGACAUCCUCCCUCGCCUGGCGAAGAAAAAGAUGGAUGACAUUAUUGCCGAAGCUCAAGAUGCCCAGUUCAAACUGGGCUCUGUUCCGACAACAACCAUCGAAUACGUGAAUUUCCUCAACUUCCUGGAAGAGAUUCAGAAGAGGAUUGAGGUGCUGGAAAAGGAGACAGAGAUUGUCUGUCAGAUGUACAAAUUGAUCGAGUGUUACUCAGUCCCCACACCUCCUGAAGAUGUUGCUGUGUAUGCCACAUUGCCUUCGUGUGUAAAUGCCGUAAGGAACACCACUGACAAGGCGGUGGAAGAGCGGGACUUUAAUGUUGACAGAUUUUGCCAGCAUCUCCAGCAAGACAUCAACAAACUCACCAACACAGUGCAGGAAGUGAAGUCGCAAGCAGAGAACCAUCAGAUCCUUGACAUAGACGCAGAUCGUUCAAAUAUACGCAUGCUGCUGGCAGGUAUUCAGAUCUCCAUCGAUGAGCUCCAAACUCAGUCCUUCCAAUUUAAAACUUACCAGAAGAACUUUAAGGUGGAGGUGACCAAAUAUGAAGCUCUGGAGGAACUGAGCGCUGAAGUGAAGCUGAAGCAGUUACUGUGGGACUCUCUGGAAGAGUGGGAGAGUCUAGAGAACAGCUGGAAGCAGAAUAAGUUUGAUGAGUUGGACCCAGAAUGGCUGAGUAGGCAUGUGAACAAGUUUGCCAAAUAUGUCAGCCAGCUGGAAAAAGGACUGCCACCAAACAACGUGGUGCCCUGCCUCAGAGAGAACGUGGAGAGCAUGCGAGAAAAGUUGCCGGUGAUCAUAGACUUGCGUAACCCGUGUUUGAAACCACGUCAUUGGGAGAUGCUGGAGGUGAUUGUUGAGGCCAAACUGAUGGAUGAGCCUCUAACUCUCGCCUCCUUACAAGAACUCAGCAUCUUCCAGUUUGCCCCGCAAAUACAGGAGGUGUCAGGACAAGCGUCAGGAGAGGCCUCUCUGGAGAACAUUUUGAAAAAGAUUGAGGAAUCGUGGAAAACAACAGAGUUGGUAGUGUUGCCUCAUCGAGACUCCAAGGAUGUGUUUAUUCUUGGGGGCACUGACGAUAUUCAGGUGCUUCUCGAUGACAGCAUAGUCAACGUGGCCACUGUUGCAUCAUCGCGUUACGCCGGUCCCAUCAUGGCCAGAGUAAACAAGUGGCAGAGACAGCUCUCCCUGUUCAGCCAGACCUUGGAUGAGUGGUUGGCAUGUCAGAGAAACUGGCUUUAUCUGGAGAGUAUUUUCAGUGCUCCUGAUAUCCAGAGGCAGCUGCCCGCUGAGUCUAAGACGUUCUUAAAAGUGGACAAGUCAUGGAAAGAGAUCAUGAGGAAGGUCAGCCGUCUGCCCAAUGCCCUGCGUGCUGCCACGCAACCAGGGCUUCUGGACAUUUUCCAGAAUAAUAAUGCACUACUGGAGCAGAUUCAGAAAUGCCUGGAGGCUUACUUGGAGUCCAAAAGAGUGGUCUUCCCAAGGUUCUACUUCCUGUCUAACGAUGAACUCUUGGAGAUUUUGGCUCAGACGCGGAACCCUCAGGCUGUGCAGCCUCAUCUGAGGAAGUGUUUUGAUGCCAUAUCCCAGCUGGAGUUCGGACAGCUGCCCCCUGCUACGCCUGGAGAGGCGGAAAUGGGGAAACAGUACAAUAAUGACAUCUUAGCCAUGGUCUCACCUGAGGGUGAAAAGGUACAGCUAGGGAAAGGGCUAAAGGCUCGUGGUAAUGUAGAGGACUGGCUGGGCAAGGUGGAGGAGGCCAUGUACUCGUCUCUCAGAAGACUCAGUAAGGCUGCCAUUACCGAUUACCAGAGCAAACCCAGGGUGGAGUGGGUGGUGGCCGGUCAUCCCUCACAGGUGGUGUUGACCAUCUCUCAGCUGAUGUGGUGUAGGGAUAUGGACAACUGCUUGGAGGGGGAUCAUGACCACCAUCAUGCGCUGCAAGAAUUUGAGAUCACCAACUUUGAGAGACUCAAUGCUCUUGCCGCUCUGGUCCGGGGGAAUUUACCCAGUCUUCAUCGGAACAUCAUCACAGCUCUGAUCACCAUAGAUGUGCAUGCCAGAGACAUAGUCACGGAGCUUGUCAAAGAGAAAGUGGACUCCAGUGAUAAUUUCGAGUGGCAGAGACAGUUGCGGUAUUAUUGGGAUGCAGAUUUGGAUAACUGUGUGGCUCGAAUGGCUUUGUCCCAAUACAUCUAUGGAUACGAAUAUCUGGGGGCUUGUCCUCGUCUGGUCAUCACGCCUCUAACGGAUCGGUGUUAUCUCUGUCUGAUGGGGGCGCUGCAGCUGGAUUUGGGUGGAGCUCCUGCUGGUCCAGCCGGCACAGGCAAGACUGAGACAACUAAAGACCUGGCCAAAGCUCUGGCCAUCCAGUGUGUGGUCUUUAACUGCUCGGAUGGACUCGACUAUAAGAUGAUGGGGACGUUCUUCAGCGGUUUGGCUCAGUCAGGUGCCUGGUGCUGCUUUGAUGAGUUUAAUCGCAUCAACAUCGAGGUGCUGUCUGUCAUUGCUCAACAACUCAUCACCAUUAGAAACGCUAAGGCGGCCAAGCUGUCUCGAUUCAUGUUCGAGGGGAGAGAGAUAAAGUUGGUCAUGACGUGCGCCGCCUUCAUCACCAUGAACCCCGGUUACGCAGGCAGAACCGAACUUCCCGACAACCUGAAAGCCCUCUUCCGACCCAUAGCUAUGAUGGUCCCCAACUACGCUCUUAUCGCUGAGGUGAUCCUGUACUCAGAGGGUUUUGAGUCCAGCAAGAUUCUGGCGAGGAAGAUGACUCAGAUGUACAAGCUGUGCAGCGAGCAGCUCUCCCAGCAGGAUCACUAUGACUUUGGCAUGAGAGCUGUCAAAUCCGUGCUGGUCAUGGCAGGUUCAUUAAAAAGAGAAAACCCACACUUGAGUGAGGAUGUCGUGCUGAUCAGAGCUCUGCGAGACUCAAACCUGCCCAAGUUCCUCAAAGACGAUGCCGUGUUGUUCAGUGGCAUACUGUCGGAUCUCUUUCCUGGCGUCACCAUUCCAGAGCAUGACUACGGUGUCCUGCAGUCAACCAUUCACUCGUCCCUGUGUCAACGCUCCCUGCAGCCCCUCCCGAGCAUCAUCAGUAAAGUCAUCCAGCUCUACGAGACCAUGCUUGUCCGUCAUGGGGUCAUGCUCGUGGGGCCCACCGGAGGUGGCAAGACUGUCGUCUACCGCAUACUGGCGGACGCUUUGGAUACCCUAUAUCACACCGGCCACCAAAACCCCUUCUACCGCCCUGUUAAAACCUACGUGCUCAACCCAAAGUCUGUGAGCAUGGGCGAGCUUUAUGGUGAGGUGAACCCGCUGACUCUGGAAUGGCGGGACGGUCUGAUGGCGCUGUGCGUUCGAGCUGCGGUCCAAGACUUCAGCGAUGACCACAAAUGGGUGAUCAGUGAUGGACCGGUGGAUGCGUUAUGGAUUGAGAACAUGAACACGGUGCUGGAUGAUAAUAAAAUGCUUUGCUUGGCUAACAGUGAGAGGAUUAAGCUCACACCUUCCAUACACAUGGUGUUUGAGGUGCAGGACCUGGCGGUGGCGUCUCCUGCCACGGUAAGCCGUUGCGGCAUGGUGUACAUCGACCCAGAGGAGCUGAAGUGGAGGCCGUACGUUCAGACGUGGCUCACGGGCCUCUGCGAGAAGAUUACAGAGCCCAUACGUGUGUAUAUGAUGGAGCUGUUUGAACGAUAUGUGGAGAAGGGCCUCCAGUUUGUUUCAAAGCGCUGCGUGCAGGCCAUCGCACAGGUGGACAUCAGUAAAGUCACAACCCUCUGCUGUCUACUGGAAGCACUGCUGUUCAGCAAUGGGGCUCCUAACCUCAGAUUGGGGUCCAGUAAGUUAAACCGUGUAAUAUGCCAGACAUUUGUGUUCUGCUACCUGUGGGCGGUUGGGGGAAACUUGAUUGACAGCCACUGGGACACAUUUGACACCUUUAUAAGACAGCAGUUUGAAGACAACAACGAUGCAAAGUUGCCCAGUGGAGGUGAUUUGUGGAGUCUGUAUAUGAACUUCGAUACUUGUUCCUUGGAGCCAUGGGAGAAGAUUAUUCCCUCCUUUAGUUAUAGCAGCGAGAUUCCCUUCUUUGAAAUGUUGGUACCCACUACAGACACUGUAAGAUAUGGAUACCUGAUGGAAAAACUACUGUCUGUCAAUCACUCUGUCCUCUUUACUGGCAUCACCGGAGUAGGAAAGUCUGUGGUGGCACGAGCAUUGUUGAACAGUGUGCAGGAAAAAGCAGGUUAUGUCCCUGUUUACAUCAACUUCUCAGCCCAAACUUCAUCAGCCAGGACCCAAGAGAUCAUCGAGUCAAAACUGGAGAAAAAAAGAAAGAAUUUACUGGGUGCUCCGGCUAAUAAAAAGAUUGUGGUGUUUGUGGAUGAUCUGAAUAUGCCAAAACUGGACAGUUAUGGCUCUCAGCCACCCAUAGAGCUUCUGAGACAGUUCCAGGACUUCCACGGCUUUUACGACAGAGAAAAAUUCUUCUGGAAGGAGAUACAUGAUAUGACCAUAGCUGCUGCCUGUGCGCCCCCUGGUGGAGGUCGUAACCCUGUGACCCCUCGUUUCAUCCGCCACUUUAGCAUGCUGUGUCUUCCGACACCCUCCGAGCACAGCCUCAAACAGAUCUUUAAGGCGAUUUUGGGUGGUUUCCUCACCGAAUUCCCCGCAGCAGUCAAACAAGCAGCGGACAGCAUCAUGGAUGCUGCUGUUGAGAUCUACCGGCGUAUGAGCGUGGACCUGCUUCCCACACCGGCCAAAUCUCAUUAUGUUUUCAAUCUUAGAGACCUCUCCAAAUGUGUGCAGGGUAUGCUGCAGUGUGAGCCGACUACAGUGAGAGAUCAGAUGCAGAUCUUCCGUUUGUUCUGUCACGAGUGUCAGCGCAUCUUUCACGAUCGACUCAUCAACAACGAGGACAAGACUUACUUUAACAACAUCCUCUCUGAGAUGGCCAGUAAAUAUUUCAGCAUAAACAUAGAGCCCAUGUACUUUGUGAAUCAACCCAUCAUUUUUGGAGAUUUCAUCAAGGCUGGUGUAGACAAAGCUGACCGUGUGUACGAGGAUCUAACAGACAUGGAGAAGAUCCGUCAGGUGCUGCAGGAAUACCUGGAUGACUACAAUACCACCUUCUCCAAGGAAACCAAACUUGUGUUCUUCCAGGAUGCCAUCGAACACGUGUCUAGAAUCGCUCGCAUGAUUCGACAAGAACGUGGCAACGCCCUAUUGGUCGGCGUCGGUGGCACUGGAAAACAAUCGUUGACACGUCUGGCUGCUCAUAUGUGUGGCUACCGCUGCUUUCAGAUCGAGCUGAGCCGCGGUUAUAAUUACGACAGCUUCCACGAAGACCUGCGCAAACUGUACAAAAUGGCAGGAGUGGAAGGCCAGGACAUGGUCUUCCUCUUUACAGAUACUCAGAUUGUGGUGGAGGAGUUCCUGGAGGACAUUAAUAACAUGCUGAACUCUGGUGAAGUACCAAACCUGUUUGAGAAGGAUGAGCUGAAACAGGUGCUGGCUGCCGUAAGCCCCAAGGCCAAAGAGUUUGGCAUCUCAGAAGGAAACAGGGAUGAGGUCUUCCAGUUCUUCAUCUCUCGUGUACGGGAGAAGCUGCACAUAGUGCUGUGCAUGAGUCCUGUUGGUGACGCCUUCCGGUCGCGCUGCCGCAUGUUCCCCUCACUGGUUAACUGCUGCACCAUCGACUGGUUUGUACAGUGGCCUCGUGAAGCUCUGCUCUCUGUGUCCCAGACAUUCUUCCAGCACGUGGAGUUUGGCAGCGAAGAGAUGAUGCAGUGUUUUUCAGAGAUGUGUGUGGAGAUCCACGUCAGCGUCACUGACAUGGCCGAGCGUUUUUAUUCCGAACUGCGCAGACACUACUAUACAACACCCACCUCCUACUUAGAGCUCAUUAACCUGUACCUGAGCAUGCUGGGAGAAAAGAGACAACAGCUGCAGGCGGCUCGGGAUCGUGUGAAAAAUGGUCUCACUAAACUUCUGGAGACAAAUGAGCUGGUUGAUAAGAUGAAGCAAGACCUCUCUGCUCUGGAGCCUGUGCUCAAACAGAAAUCCAUCGAUGUUGAUACACUUAUGGAGAAACUCGCUGUGGACCAAGCUAGCGCUGACCAGGUUCGCAAGGUUGUAAAGGAAGAUGAAGCUUCAGCUAAAAUAAAAGCAGAAGAGACUCAGGCCAUUGCAGAUGAUGCACAGCGUGAUUUGGAUGAAGCUCUGCCCGCUCUCGAAAGCGCUAACAAGGCCCUCAACUCCCUGGAUAAAGGAGACAUCUCUGAGAUGCGUGUUUUUACCAAACCACCGGACCUGGUCAUGACCGUGAUGGAGGCAGUGUGCAUUCUGCUCAACAACAAGACAGACUGGGGCAGUGCAAAGCAGCUCUUGGGUGAAGCCAACUUCCUAAAAAAAUUGAUGGACUACGAGAAGGACAAUAUAAAACCUCAGAUCCUUCAGAAGCUGCAGAAAUACAUCACUAAUCCAGACUUUGUGCCCGACAAAGUUGAAAAGGUGUCUAAGGCCUGCAAAUCCUUGUGCAUGUGGGUUAGAGCUAUGGAUUUAUAUUCCACAGUUCUGAAAGAGGUCGGACCCAAACGUCAGAAGUUGGAUGCUGCUCAGGCCGAGUUGGACGCAACAAUGUCUACCUUGAAAGAAAAGCAGAAGAAGCUGAAGGAAGUGGAAGACCAAAUCAAAGUUUUGCAGGAGCAGUUUGACUCCAGCGUGGCUGAGAAAGAGGGGUUGGCUAAAACCAUGGCCCUGACUGAAGCACGUCUGGGUCGGUCGGGGAAGUUAACGUCUGCUCUGGGAGAUGAGCAGGUGCGAUGGCAGGAAAGCAUUGCUCUGUUUGAACAGGAGAUUCACAAUGUCAUCGGAAAUGUUUUCAUCGCUGCAGCCUGUGUGGCUUAUUAUGGAGCCUUCACCUCUCAUUACAGACAAUUGCUGAUAGAUCACUGGAUCACACGCUGUCAACAGUUGGGAAUCCCAAUCAGUAAAAACUUCAGUCUGAUCAGCAUUCUCGGAGACCCCUACGAGAUCCGGCAGUGGAAUGCGGAAGGGUUGCCGCGGGAUACCGUCUCCACAGAGAACGGAAUCCUUGUGAUGCGCGGGCGCCGCUGGCCGCUCAUGAUUGAUCCUCAGGAUCAGGCAAACCGUUGGAUACGUUCUAAAGAGACAAAGAACGGUCUUAAAGUGAUCAAGCUAACAGACGCCGGCUUCCUCCGAACACUUGAAAACGCCAUCCGGCUGGGCAUGCCUGUACUGCUGGAGGAGCUAAAAGAAACUCUGGACCCUGCAUUGGAACCCAUUCUUCUGAAGCAGACGUUCGUGUCAGGUGGCAGAACGCUGAUUCGACUGGGAGAUUCUGAUAUUGACUAUAAUAAAAACUUCCGGUUCUACAUGACCACCAAAAUGGCCAACCCCCACUACCUCCCCGAGGUGUGUAUCAAAGUGACCAUCAUCAAUUUCACCGUUACCAAGUCUGGAUUAGAAGACCAGAUCCUCAGUGAUGUAGUCCGUCUGGAGCGUCCUGACCUGGAGGAGCAGAGGAACCAGCUGAUAGUUCGCAUCAAUGCAGACCGGAACCAGCUGAAGGUCACUGAGGACCGAAUCCUUAAAUUGCUUUUUACCUCCGAGGGCAACAUCCUUGACAAUGAGGAGCUUGUACAUACUUUACAAGAAUCAAAGGUGACAUCUCAGGCCAUUAAAUCUCGACUGGUGGAGGCGGAGACGACGGAGGAGAUGAUCAACGCAGCCAGAGAAAAGUAUCGUCCGGUUGCAACGCGUGGCUCCAUCAUGUAUUUUGUCAUUGCCAGCCUGUCUGAGAUUGAUCCCAUGUAUCAGUUCUCCCUAAAGUAUUUUAAACAGUUGUUCAACAACACUAUUGAGGCAGCAGAGAGACACAGAGAUCUAAGCGUGAGACUACAGAUCCUACUGGAUCAGACUUUGUUGAGCGCCUACACGAACGUGUCCCGUGGCCUCUUUGAGAAGCACAAGGCCAUCUACAGCUUCAUGCUGUGCGUGGAGAUCAUGAUGCAGAGGGUAGAGAUCUCCCAGCAGGAGUGGCAGUUCUUCCUGCGAGGGGCUGGAGGCAUGGAGAAGGAAUUGACCGAAAAGCCAGAGGUACCGUGGUUAACCGAUUUCGCCUGGGAGACGUGUUGUAAUCUGGAAGACCAACUGGCAUGCUUUAAAGGCAUUAAGAAAGAAAUGAUAGCCACACCCAUCACUAUCAGACUGGGGAAACUAGAGGUAACAGUAAACCCGGAGCAGUGGGAGGGGUAUGUCACUGCCCUGCCCCCUUACUCAGAGGACACACCCUCUGGAAAGCAACCACAGGUCAGAGGUCAUUGGGAUCAACGGCUUGGUGCUUUUCAGAAACUCAUCCUUAUCAAGAGUUUUAUGGAGGAGAAGGUUGUAUUUGCUGUGACUGAGUUUGUUAUCAGUUGUUUGGGACAACAGUUUGUGGAGAAUCCUCCAGUGGAUCUGGCGACCCUGUACACAGAUAUUUCUCCUUCCACUCCUCUGGUGUUCAUCCUCAGCACAGGCUCAGAUCCAAUGGGAGCGUUUCAACGGUUCGCCAAUGAGAAAGGAUACCAGGACCGGGUAAAAUCCAUUUCGCUGGGUCAGGGUCAGGGACCUAUAGCAGAACGGAUGAUUCUGGAAGCUCUCAAGAAUGGCAGUUGGAUCUUUCUGCAGAACUGUCACCUUGCUGUGUCCUGGAUGCUGGCAAUGGAGGAGCUCAUAAAAACCUUCAAUGAACCUGACACUGUUAUCCAUGAGGACUUCCGACUGUUCCUUAGCUCCAUGCCUACCAAUGUGUUUCCUGUCACCGUAUUACAAAACUCAGUCAAGGUUACUAAUGAGCCUCCAAAGGGUCUCCGUGCCAAUGUGAGGCGGGCGUUCACUGAAAUCGGCAGCUCGUUCUUUGAGGAACACAUCCUCGGCAGAAAAUGGAGGAAGAUCAUCUUUGGAGUGUGUUUCUUCCAUGCCAUCAUUCAGGAGAGGAAGAAAUUUGGUCCUCUGGGCUGGAACAUCCGAUAUGAAUUCAAUGACAGCGACAGAGAGUGUGCUCUUCUAAACCUGAAUCUGUACUGCCAGAUGGGACAUAUACCCUGGGAUGCUCUUACAUACAUUACAGGUGAGAUUACAUAUGGAGGCAGAGUGACAGAUGCCUGGGAUCAGCGAUGCUUGCACACUAUCCUUAAGGGUUUUUUCUCUCCAGCCACAUUAGAAGAAGGUUACAUCUACUCUAAAUCAGGGAUUUAUUUUGCUCCUGAUUCAGACAGUCUGACUGACUAUAAGCAGUAUAUUGAGAAUCUGCCUCUGAUUGAUGAUCCAGAGAUCUUUGGCAUGCAUGAAAAUGCCAACCUUGCCUUUCAGCGACAGGAGACAAUGACGCUCAUCGGCACCAUUCUGGAGGUCCAGCCCCGCUCUUCAUCAGCGGGUGGAGGGAAGAGUAACGAUGAGGUGGUCCAUGAGCUGGCUGACUCCAUCUUGGGUAGAAUCCCUGAGAAGCUGGAUAUGGAUGCAGCAGUGGAGAGUCUAUUCUUGCAAGACUCGAACGGUAGAGUGAACUCUCUAACCACUGUGCUCGGACAGGAAGUGGACCGUUUUAACUUCUUGUUACGUGUGCUUAGAACUUCACUAAGUACACUGCAGAAGGCAAUAGCAGGACUAGUGGUGAUGUCAGAAGAAAUGGAAAAGAUCUAUAACAGUUUCCUGAAUAACCAAGUUCCAGAUCACUGGUCAAGUGCUGCUUACCCAUCCCUCAAACCUCUGGGCAGCUGGGUUAAAGAUCUAACCCUACGCACAGCUUUUAUAGAGAGUUGGAUCACAAGAGGUCAGCCCAAAUCUUUUUGGAUUUCUGGCUUCUUUUUUCCUCAAGGAUUCCUCACAGGGGCACUUCAGAAUCAUGCACGCAAGUUCAACCUGCCCAUUGAUGAGCUUAACUUUCGUUUCAACAUGGUACCAGUGUGCAGAGACCAGACCCUUGUCACUGAAGCUCUGAAAACUCUCGGCCCAGGGAAAGAACUUGACAUGGACAAUGAGCUUCCCACUAUAGAGGAUGGGAUUUUGGUUCACGGAUUGUUCAUGGACGCUUGUCGCUGGGAUGACACUAACAUGGUUAUUGAAGAUGCCUUGCCAAGAGUGAUGAACCCCAUGCUUCCGGUGGUGCAUUUUGAACCCCAGCAAAACUACGUUCCUGAGUCCAGCCUUUACCACGCACCAUUGUACAAAACCUCAGCUCGUGCUGGAACUCUGUCUACUACAGGACACUCCACUAAUUUUGUGGUAACUGUAAUGUUGCCAUCUAACCGGAACAGUGACUACUGGAUCUCAAAAGCUUCUGCACUACUUUGCCAACUCAAUGAGUGAGCA
Molecule: messenger RNA, 12640 nt
Organism: Triplophysa rosa
Lineage: Eukaryota; Metazoa; Chordata; Actinopteri; Cypriniformes; Nemacheilidae
Gene: dnah6
Product: dynein, axonemal, heavy chain 6
Exons: 79
Coding region: 155-12637 (4160 amino acids)
Biological process (GO): microtubule-based movement
Cellular component (GO): dynein complex
Molecular function (GO): ATP hydrolysis activity; dynein light intermediate chain binding; dynein intermediate chain binding
Source: RefSeq, a predicted model, not a curated record